AUGGAGCAGCGUGGUGUCACCGGAAAGUCGACUUUUGGAAAUGUUCGCUCAGCGAUUGUGUACCUUUACACUCAGACAGAAAGUCCUCGACCGCAUGACUUCGAUCCUCAAAUGAGGCGCUUUUUCAAGGUGCUGCACCACACUGUGACAAGAGUUGCUCAGAGCAGUAACGAGCGCAUCUCGGAAGGAAAGGAGCCGUUCAGUUUUUCGAUGUAUCGAUCGGUGGCUAAAGCAAUGCUUCAAUCUACCAGAAAACAGGAUGCGUUCGGCCACACUUUCUUGCUCGUUUGUUGGAAUCUCAUGUGCCGCGCCAAAAGUACUGAAUCGAUACGGCACGCUCACCUUUCUUGGCACGAGGACUCCAUCACGAUUACUUUCGCUCAUAUGAAAAACGAU
Messenger RNA from Phytophthora sojae, 396 nucleotides. RefSeq lists its product as hypothetical. The annotation marks the transcript as partial. The transcript has a single exon. The record is from RefSeq and is a predicted model, not a curated record. Lineage: Eukaryota; Oomycota; Peronosporomycetes; Peronosporales; Peronosporaceae.